AUGCCUAAAGACACAUCAAUAAAAUCAGUUUUAAUAAUAGGGUCAGGACCUAUUGUUAUUGGUCAAGCUUGCGAAUUUGACUAUGCAGGAUCUCAAUCUGCUCGUUCUAUUCGUGAAGAAGGGAUUGAAGUUAUCUUGAUAAACUCAAAUCCAGCGACUAUUAUGACCGACCCAACAAUGGCCGAUCAUGUAUAUUUGAAACCUUUAACUACAAAAUCGAUUAUUGAGAUUCUGAAAGAACAUCCACAAAUUGAUGCUGUUUUGCCAACAAUGGGCGGACAAACGGCUUUGAAUUUAUGUUUGGAAGCUGAAGAAAAAGGAAUCUGGCAGGAUUUUGGAGUAAAAUUAAUUGGAGUUGACGUAAACGCUAUUAAUAUUACCGAGGACAGAGAGCAGUUUAAACAGCUUUUAGAAAAAAUUAAUGUACCAACUGCGCCCGCAAAAACAGCUACUUCGUACUUAGAAGGAAAAGAAAUUGCACAGGAAUUUGGUUUUCCGCUUGUAAUUCGUCCUUCGUUUACACUUGGAGGAACUGGAGCAGCAAUUGUUUACAAAAAAGAAGAUUUUGAUGAGCUUUUAACUCGCGGACUUGAAGCAUCGCCAAUUCACGAAGUUUUGAUUGACAAAGCUUUGAUGGGAUGGAAAGAAUAUGAGUUAGAACUUUUAAGAGAUAAAAAUGAUAAUGUUGUCAUCAUCUGUUCGAUCGAAAAUAUGGAUCCAAUGGGAAUUCAUACUGGAGAUUCGAUUACGGUGGCACCAGCAAUGACAUUAUCAGACACAACAUUCCAGAAAUUACGUGACUAUGCCAUCCUGAUGAUGCGUAGUAUCGGGAAUUUUGCUGGAGGUUGUAACGUACAAUUUGCAGUUUCGCCAGAUGAAAAAGAAGAUAUUGUAGCGAUCGAGAUUAACCCUCGUGUUUCUCGUUCAUCUGCUUUAGCCUCUAAAGCAACUGGAUAUCCAAUUGCUAAAAUAGCUUCUAAACUGGCUUUAGGAUACAACUUAGAUGAAUUGCAAAACCAGAUUACAAAAUCGACUUCGGCUCUUUUUGAACCAACUUUGGAUUAUGUAAUCGUAAAAAUACCUCGUUGGAACUUUGAUAAAUUCGAAGGUGCCGACAGAACUUUAGGUCUUCAGAUGAAAUCUGUAGGUGAGGUAAUGGGAAUUGGACGUUCGUUUCAGGAAGCAUUACAUAAAGCAACUCAAUCUCUUGAAAUUAAGAGAAAUGGUUUAGGUGCUGACGGAAAAGGAUAUAAAAACUACGAAGAGAUUAUAGAGAAACUAACUUUUGCAAGUUGGGAUCGUGUUUUUGUAAUUUAUGAUGCUAUCGCAAUGGGAAUUCCGUUGAGCCGUAUUCAUGAAAUUACUAAAAUCGAUAUGUGGUUCCUGAAACAAUACGAGGAACUUUAUACUUUAGAGAAAGAAAUUUCGAACUAUAAGAUAUCUAAUCUUCCAAAAGAACUUUUGCUUGAAGCGAAACAAAAAGGUUUUGCCGACAGACAAAUUGCUCACAUGGUAAAUUGUUUAGAAAGUGAAGUGCAUACUUUACGUAUGGAUCAAAACAUCAACCGUGUGUUUAAAUUGGUUGAUACUUGUGCGGCUGAGUUUAAGGCAAAAACACCUUACUAUUACUCUACUUUUGAGGCUGAAAUCGAAAAAGCAAAUGGUGAGCGUUAUGUAGAUAACGAAAGUAUUGUAACCGAUAAAAAGAAAAUUAUAGUUCUGGGUUCAGGACCAAACAGAAUUGGACAAGGAAUUGAGUUUGAUUAUUCUUGUGUACACGGAGUUUUGGCUGCUAAAGAAUGUGGUUACGAAACAAUCAUGAUCAACUGUAAUCCUGAAACGGUUUCAACUGACUUUGAUACGGCUGAUAAAUUAUACUUUGAACCAGUUUUCUGGGAACAUAUUUACGAUAUCAUUCAGCAUGAAAAACCAGAAGGUGUUAUUGUACAGUUAGGUGGACAAACAGCUUUGAAACUGGCUGAAAAAUUAUCUAAAUACGGAGUAAAAAUUAUCGGAACUAGUUUUGAUGCACUUGAUUUAGCAGAAGACAGAGGACGUUUCUCAGAUUUAUUGAGAGAACUACAUAUUCCUUUCCCACAAUUUGGAAUUGCAGAAACGGCUGACGAAGCUUCUGCACUUGCUGAUACUUUAGAUUUCCCAUUAUUGAUUCGUCCUUCUUAUGUAUUAGGAGGUCAGGGAAUGAAAAUCGUAAUCAACAAAAAAGAAUUAGAAGAACACGUUAUCAACUUAUUGAAAACGAUUCCAGGAAAUAAAUUAUUGCUGGAUCACUAUUUAGCCGGAGCAAUCGAAGCUGAGGCUGAUGCAAUUUGUGAUGCUGAUGGUAAUGUGUAUAUCAUAGGAAUUAUGGAGCACAUCGAACCUUGCGGAGUUCACUCUGGAGAUAGUAAUGCUACAUUGCCUCCUUUUAACUUAGGAGAAUUCGUAAUGCAACAAAUUAAAGAUCAUACUAAAAAGAUUGCAAGAGCGCUGAAAACAGUUGGUCUAAUCAAUAUUCAGUUUGCGAUAAAAGACGAUACAGUUUAUAUUAUCGAGGCAAACCCUAGAGCGUCAAGAACGGUACCAUUUAUUGCAAAAGCUUACGGAGAGCCUUAUGUAAACUAUGCUACGAAAGUAAUGUUAGGUCAUAAUAAAGUAACUGACUUUGAUUUUAACCCACAAUUAAAAGGUUAUGCGAUCAAACAACCGGUUUUCUCUUUCAGUAAAUUCCAUAAUGUAAACAAAGCAUUAGGACCAGAGAUGAAAUCGACAGGAGAAAGUAUCUUGUUUAUUGAUGACUUAAAAGACGAUCAAUUCUACGAAUUGUACUCUAGAAGAAAAAUGUAUUUGAGUAAAUAA
Molecule: messenger RNA, 2856 nt
Organism: Tuber aestivum (summer truffle)
Lineage: Eukaryota; Fungi; Ascomycota; Pezizomycetes; Pezizales; Tuberaceae
Source: the annotation of a GenBank genome assembly